AUGGAGAUCCCCUUCUCGCGGCUUCUCUUCGAACAGGGCGCCAUCACCCAGGCUGUCAUCGACCAUCCAUACUCUGGCUCAGGCACAGAAGACGAUCCCUACGUGAUAACCUGGAUUCCUGACGACCCCCGAAACCCGCAACUGUUCUCAGCGUCCUACAGAUGGUUCCUCGCAGUGCUCAUCUCGCUGGCCGCCCUGGCUGCGGCCCUGGUCUCCUCCGCCUAUUCAGGAGGCCUAGUUGAAGUCGUCGAAUACUUCCAAUUCUCCAAAGAGGUCGCAUAUGCAGGGAUUUCUCUGUACGUUCUCGGGUUCGCCCUGGGCCCGCUGAUCUGGUCACCCCUGAGCGAGAUCUACGGCCGGCGCCGGAUUUAUAUCAUCAGCAUGGCGAGUUUCACUGCGUUCACUGCCGGUACGGCUGGGGUGACGAAUACAGAGAGCCUGCUCAUCCUGCGCUUUCUGGCCGGUAGCAUGGGCUCCUCUGGCAUGGCGCUUCCCGGGGGUGUCAUUGCGGAUAUCUUCCCCGCGACCAUCCGCGGGCUGGCCCUGAGUAUGUAUGCUACAGCGCCGCUCCUAGGGCCGACUCUCGGGCCCACUGUUGGCGGAUUCAUCUCGGAGAGUAUCGGCUGGCGCUGGGUGGAGGGCGUACUCACUAUCUUUUCUGCUGUCCUGGUGAUAGCCAUCGUCUUCCUCCUCCCCGAGACAUACGCCCCUGUGCUGCUCCAAGCACGAGCCCAGAGACUGCAGCAAACCACGGGAAAUAUCUACCACAGCGCCUCGGACAAGGGCAAGAAGUCUCUGUUCAAAACACUCGGCACCGCCCUCUCUCGCCCGUGGCUCUUCCUCUUCGGCGAGCCCAUCGUCUUCCUCCUCUGCCUCUACGUCUCCAUCGUCUACGGUAUCCUAUAUCUGCAAUUCGCCGCCUACCCCAUCGUCUUCCAGCAAGUCCGCGGCUGGUCCGAGGGCAUCGGCGGCCUCUCCUUCCUCGGCAUCCUCGUCGGAAUCCUCGCCGCAACCGCAUACACCUUCCCCGUCUAUUUCCAGUAUAGGAAGAAAUGCCUCGCCUCCCCAACCGGCCGCCUCCCUCCAGAAGCACGCCUCCCAAGCGCCUUCAUCGGCGCACUCGUCCUCCCCAUCGGCCUCUUCUGGUUCGCCUGGACAAACGGCCCCUCCAUUCACUGGCUGUCCCCCAUCGCAGCGGGCGUGCCCUUCGGCUUCGGCAUGCCCUUCGUCUUCCUCCUUGCCCUAAACUACCUGGUCGACACGUACACGAUCUAUGCGGCGUCCGUGCUGGCCGCGAACACGCUGCUCCGAUCGACCUUUGGUGCGGUCUUCCCGCUUUUCACGGGCUAUAUGUUUGAGAGUCUAGGGAUUCAUUGGGGCGCCUCUGUUCCGGCGUUUUUGGCGCUGGCUUCUGCCCCGAUUCCGUUCUUGUUUUAUUGGUACGGGCCCAGGAUUAGGAGGAAGUCGAGGUAUGCGAGUGAGGCGGAGGCGUAUAUGCUGCGCCUGCAGGGUGUGCAGGUAGAGACGCAGCAGCAGCGGCCGAAACAGGAGUCUACUAAUUCAAUAGACUUUCAAGAAAAGAAUACGCACACUAUUCAGAUAAAAAUGGAAAGUUCUCGCCAAGGUUUCCUCCAGGAUCGACAGCUCGUCAACUUCCUCGGCCGAACCCUCGACCCACCUGCUUGCGAAUCUGCGACCCAUAUAUUCAAACUUCAAAGACCAUUUGUUAUCACAUAG
Messenger RNA from Aspergillus versicolor CBS 583.65, 1737 nucleotides. Its product is annotated as MFS transporter. The transcript has 2 exons. The coding region runs from base 1 to 1737 and encodes 578 amino acids. Gene Ontology annotation, biological process: transmembrane transport. Lineage: Eukaryota; Fungi; Ascomycota; Eurotiomycetes; Eurotiales; Aspergillaceae. The record is from RefSeq and is a predicted model, not a curated record. Gene Ontology annotation, molecular function: transmembrane transporter activity.